Messenger RNA from Bemisia tabaci, 5024 nucleotides. Its product is annotated as PP2C-like domain-containing protein CG9801. Lineage: Eukaryota; Metazoa; Arthropoda; Insecta; Hemiptera; Aleyrodidae. The record is from RefSeq and is a predicted model, not a curated record.
AAAUGGCUCCCUAGUGCCAUUACCCAAUUCCACCACUUCACUUCAAUUUUCCUAGGGAAAUAAAAUUUCCACGUCUUGUGUAUUGCGUGUGAUUAUGCACUGUGCAAUAAUUCAUUUGAAAUCUUCGGUUUCAUCCCGAUCUGUAGGUGAGAAGUUCAGCAUUCCAUGUUGAAGUUCACUUUCAGUCUCAACUUCACCCACCUGCUAUCAGAGUCCUGAAGCAUUAGUGCAUGUAUUCACCCAAGGACAGUUUUGCAAUUCAGUGUGCCAGCUUUUUCUUUGUUAACUAUGCCCUCGUUCCGUCAAAAAAUUGCAGGUCUGAUACGGCAGCUCUCCGCUCCCUCAGACACCAGACCUGAGGCCGAUGUUUCCGUCGCAUCCUCUGCUUUUAUACAACAGUACUUGAACAGGAAAGAAGCCCACAGAGAUGAGCCGAAAAUCCUUCAUGGAAGGUCGUACCAGGAGCUUCCAUCCCAAAAAGUGGGUCAACUUUCAUACCCAGUCAUCACAGCAAUGACUGGCCCAGGCGGAGGGUUGACAACGGUAAACCAGCAACAAAGAUGUCUGUCAACGAGUGAUCCAGAUGUGCAUUUCAUCGAUGUUGUUGAUGAUGAAAUCAGCUGCCGAAAUGUCGAUGAAACAGAUCGUCAGUUACGAGAUGCAAACAGUAACUUAUCAACUUUACUACCUCCAUUAUCUUCUAAGUCAAGUCUAGAGUUCCAUCCACUUCAAAAGUCAGACAGUGCUCCUGACGCAUAUAGCAAAAUUAACUUUGAAAUCAACAAAAAUUCAGAAUUGAAGAAAGAAAUUGCAGGUGUCUCUGAGUGGAGUUCAGGGAACAGCAGAGCAUAUGGAGCUUCCAUGACACUCUAUGAGAUGCAUCCCUUGACAAGGGUCCAUGCGGGAGAGCCUAUCGCAGACUGCUUCGCAAUUGUUAGUCGGAAGAACUCUGCAAUUAUAGUGCUAGCGGAUGGGGUAAAUUGGGGACACAAAGCGUCUUUGGCAGCGCGUGCAGCUGUUCAUGGCUGCGUUGAUUACCUGAAUAAAGCCAUAUUUUCAAAACCAACUCAGGGUGUAACCACAACCACUGAUGUGUUUAUUGCCUUGCUAAGGUCCUUCCAUGCAGCCCACACAUUGAUCCUGCAAGAACAAGGCAUGCUCACCACCCUGACAGCUGCAGUAGUUUUGCCAUCAGCAGUUCCAGACAAGUACAUCGUUUGUACGUGCAAUGUAGGGGAUAGCCUAGCGUACGUCUACAGUCCCAAGUAUGGUGUGCGUGAAAUAACGCAAGGCUCUCAUGAUGUGCACUCCAUGCGCGACAUGAGGGAUGCUCUUGGUGCUUUGGGGCCAGUCGACGGUCAGAAUCCAGAAUUGUCUAACCUUACCUUGUCGAUGACAGACGUUUUUCCAGGAGAUGUUGUUUUCCUCACAUCAGAUGGUGUGUCAGACAAUUUAGACCCUGUCGUUGGGAAAUUUGCCGGGUUACCAUCCAUAGAAGCCCAUCAAAGACAUCGGCUAACGUUACUGCGCACUGAAGAUUUAUUGAAACACGGAGUUUCUGGAAAAGGUCCCUCAUGUACUUCAGCCAAGGAGCUAGUGAAACUCCUUUUAGAUUUCGUAACCCACCUAACCGCAGCUAAAAGACGUAUUCUUGAGGAUGUAGAACUCUACUCUGGUGCUGAAGGGAAAGCUCUAAGUCGCUCCGAGCAGCGUUGCAAGCGAAAAGAAAUUUGCGGAAAACUUGCGUUGGUGCCUGGAAAACUUGACCACGCCACUUGUGUAGCAUAUACUGUCGGUGAUGUACAACCAUUCUCCUGAUAUUAUACAUUCCAGUCACUUCUACCUCGGAGGUUAGUUUAAUUUGGCGUAGCCCAAAACUAUAUUGGGUCUGGCCCCAAGCCUGAAUCACUUUUCAAAAUUUUAACCGAUCAAAAAUACCAACUCUAAAGUAGGGUUUCCAAUUUUUGAUCAAAUGUUAAAUGUUUUUAAGCUUUACUUCUGUUAAGAAGUCCAAAAUCCCCAUCUUUGGUAUUCCUAAUCAUUGUCAAUACUUGUGCCUUCUACAGUAUUUAUAUCCAUCAUCGUAUGGAUACGGUCUUUUUUUUAUGAAAAGUUUAUCUUUUUAUUUUUUCUGCGACAAAAAUCACUCUGCCGGAUAUUGCAUUUCAUUUUUUAUUUACAGGGUAUUAAGACCUAUUUAAGAAUCAUCAGUGCUUUUCGAUUCUCAUUGAUGAAUAAAUCAUCACACUUCUCUACCUGUGUCUGGAAAAGACAGAAUUUUUUGCCAAAAGACAGAAUAUUGAUCAUAAGCACUGAAAAAUUCUUUGAAAAUAAAUUCGAUGAUUUCGAAAUUUGAUUAUUCUCUCAGAAGAGUUCAGUAACUUUCUCUAAACUAACUGAACUCACCAAAACAAACUUUGAUGUUGUUAAUUAUUAACAAUAUCAUACUUUGACAGAGAUAAAAUUCUCUUUUCUUACAUCACAGUCUGAAGUUACAAUCGAAAAAGAAAGGAAGUAGGCACAAAAUCAAUUCUGAUUUACUCUAGACUUGAAGUAAAUUUAUCCUGAACUUUCUCUCUUUCUCUUCAUUUUAUCUUCCUCAGACUUUUUUCAGGAUUACCUUUCCAUGUAAUUAUCAGGAUUACCUUUCAGUGUAAUAAUUGUGGUGCUUAAUUUUUAUUUUACGAUUUGCUCAUUAUUUUGGUGCAAAAAUUAAUGUUAGCUUGCAUCUACUGCAUCACGUUACUUUUAUUAUAAACAUCACAAACCAUCUCUUUUUCUAUAUCCUAUGUUACAAUUUUGUAAAACUGAAACUGAAACAUUCAGGAAGGGAAUCAUGUAAUAAUGAUUUUUGGUGUGUAAGGCCCGCAAAAAUUGUAAAAUCUGCCUAUUGAGAAGUACAAAGCAGUUAUUUGAUCCUCUUUUCUUUAUACAGUAUUCAUUGUGUGUAACUCCUUAUAUCAAUGCUUUUGAAAUCACCAAAAGGCGCCUGUAUACUUCGCGAUCAUUCCACUUUUGUUUUUCAGGCAGAUUUUACAGCUUUGAAUCACACAUUUGUUACCCUAAUGUCAUUUGGACGGCCUCAGCGAAGUCAACCCAACUGCAGAUAAAUUGUCCUAUUCCCUUUCAUGUUUUUUAUUUUUUAACAGAAAACUCAAAAGCAUUCUACUCUAAACUCUAGCCAGUAAUAUUUUCACAAUCUGUAAGAAAUUUAUCAUAAGUUGCAAGACAUUACAUUGCUUAUUUUUCCUUUAAAUAUAGGAAGAUAUUAGACAACGAGAAAUAAUUGCAGUUCAGUUCAUUUUAGUUCAAGCCGUCCAUUUCAUUCUCCAUUAUGUUUGAGUAUUUAGGUUGUUUUGUUUUACUACCUUUCCUCGUUAUGUUUAUAAAUUCAGACACAAAAUGAUACCCUUUUUCUGAGUGUUUUUGUCUUUUUAUUUAUUUAUUUAUUGCUUUAUUUAUUUAUUUUUUUUUUUUUGGUCAAUCAGAUUUUAUUUUGAUAUCAGUGUAUGAUUUAAUUGAUCAGGACAAGAAAAGGCUGAAUUUACUGCUUUCAGUGUACCUAAAAUUCUUCAGAACUCUAAUUGCAUCUUGUUUUUGAGGUCCUCCUCCCCUUUUUUUCCAUUUUGAUGUAAAUUUAGAAUUGCAUGUAGAAAUGAAGCCAUUAUCAACCUGAAAUUUUGAUACCCAUCCGAAAGCCUCAAAAAUUUAACACACAUUCUGAAGCAAAUAAAAGCUCCAAAAGUCUUUGUGGAUUGCGCAGCUGUUCAGAACUUUUAUUUUUAUGAAGAUGUUCCUGCCAAUUUAGCCACUCUUCCGAUGGUUAUUUUAGUAAUGUCCCAUCCAAUGCCAUUUUUCUCAACAAAACCUGUUCCGACCCUGCAACUGAGCUGUAAUUUUUUUUAUUUUUUUUUUUUAAUUACAUAUAGUGUUUUCAAAUGUCUUUAUCCUAUUUUUCUGUUGAAAAGAAACCUCAAUGCCUUCAAAACAGGGCCCAAUGUAUGUAUCUUUUAAUUAUGUAAUUACCUUUCUCCUUUAUUGCUUCAUAGUUGCAAUCAUGUUAGGUAUUUGGAUCGUGCAGAAAGUGUCGAAUUUGCUGUUUAAUGUGGUCCAACCCUCUUUUGAAGGAUUCAUUGAUUUAUUUAUAUUUUUACCCAUAUUUUUGUUUUAUUUUAUUUUAUUUUUUACUCUUUCAUUUAAUUAUUUUAUUUUUUAUGUGCUAAUUGUCAAUUUUUGCCGGAUACUUUGCUGUCUCGCAUAAUUAUAUGUCUUCAUGGGGGAUUGUAACCAAUGUUUUAAGCCAAUUCUUCAAUUUCUUCGAUUUACUAUUAACUCGAAUACUUUUUAUUUGCUUGACUUUAGUUCAACAAUCGUAGAGCUGCAUUAGGUGUUAAGAUACUGUUCAUGGUUUCAUGUUUGCAUUAACAGGACUAGAAGUAGGAACUUCAUCACAGGGAGUUUUAAAGGAGCAAGAAAUUUCAAAUACAGGACUUGUAUUUGCAAACUUAUUUUACCCCUGCACAAGUCUGGUCUGAUCGUAGUAUGAACCUAGUUUGAGCUUUUUUUCACCCUUUUAAUCACCUGAAAUUCUAAUCCUUCAUUUUUAUAAGCUGUACCCGAGGUAUUUAGCUAGUGAGAUUCUUUAAAUAACAAGAGUCAUUUAAACAUUGUCUCUAUCUUUAAGUCCAAUCUUACUCGCGAGUUUUUGAAUAUUUAUAUUUUUAUGAAAUUCUGUGAACUUCGAAUAAAGUUUUCAGAAAACCAUUUACAUCACACACAAUAGAUAAACACUUUUGCUUUUUGCCUUUAUGGUAAUGGAGGUUUUUCUACCAGUUAAAGUGAAUGUUAGUGCUUCAAUGCUUGAAGUUCAGUUAGUUUGUAGCUCGUCCUCCAUGAAUUGUUAAUGUUUGCUGGGAAGACGCUUACAUCGUGUAAUAUUUUUGGUUUGUUCAGUUGUUGAUUUAUUCUAAUGUUUUACGGUUGAUUGGUCUUGUGAAACAAGCAAAUAAAUAAUUCUAUUAUUA